CCCUCCGUGCAUGAUCUUCGACAGCAACUCCUGCUACGUGAGGGCGAGCGGCUCGUGUCCAUUUGGCGCCGACUGCACAGGCGUCUUCUUCUCCGGUUCAAGCGGUAGCGGCUCCAGCAACUCCACCACUGUCAGCAGCAGCACGCAGGGCUCAACCACGUCAGCCACCGCAGAUACGACCUCUCAGGCCGGGUCAUUUCUCUCCCAGGCUAACAGUGCGGGUGGACCAUCGUCCGAAACUGAGGCGACGGACUCUGCCGACAGCGGCUCGAGCACGGUCUUGAUAGUCGCCAUCCUCGGUGUCGCCGUAGUCAUCGUUGUCUUGGGUGUGGUCGUGCGGAAGCUCUUCCUGCGCGCUCGAGCUGCGAGCGAGCAGAACGCCGACGAGGAGGAAAUACCGUCGCCGCUCGCCACAGAGACGACUGCUAGCUUCUCGAGCAACGGCACCUCACGCGACGCGGGCGCCGUAGUCGCACGUAGCGCAAUAGGGACCGACCUGAGCGAGUCGAAGCCCGUGUCCGUGUAGGUAGUUUCG
This is a messenger RNA of Phytophthora sojae, 535 nucleotides long. RefSeq lists its product as hypothetical. The transcript has a single exon. The record is from RefSeq and is a predicted model, not a curated record. Bases 11 to 526 code for a protein of 171 amino acids. Lineage: Eukaryota; Oomycota; Peronosporomycetes; Peronosporales; Peronosporaceae.